Molecule: messenger RNA, 2555 nt
Organism: Protobothrops mucrosquamatus (brown spotted pit viper)
Lineage: Eukaryota; Metazoa; Chordata; Lepidosauria; Squamata; Viperidae
Gene: HNRNPUL1
Product: heterogeneous nuclear ribonucleoprotein U like 1
Exons: 17
Coding region: 1-2535 (844 amino acids)
Molecular function (GO): protein binding
Source: RefSeq, a predicted model, not a curated record
AUGGAUGUGCGGAGACUGCGCGUCAGCGAGCUGAAGGAGGAGCUCGGCCGCCGCGGCCUCGACACCCGCGGGCUCAAGGCCGAGCUGGCCGGGCGGCUGCACGCCGCGCUAGACGCCGAGCAGGCCCGCCGGGGAGAUGGGCCUGAGAGGAGGCAUGGCAUCCGUGACAACACUCGCCAAGACAACCGGCAAGGAUAUCAGUCUUUUGAGCAUUUCAAUGUUAAACAGGAGAACGAAUUGGGUUACGAGCGGGGAGCUGUAAGCCAAGAUCGAUCAGGUUUAAAUGCAGAAAUGAAGACAGAAAUAAAACAGGAGGAGUCAGCUCCCAGCCACAGCAUAUCAGCCUCUGGUUACAACGCCUCGUCUUCCUCUUACAAUGAGCCCCCCUCUGCUUAUAACACCUCAGACUCCUAUCAGUCUUGGCAGCAGCAGCAGCAGCCACCCCCACAGCAAGGUCAUAAGAGGACAUUUGAUGAGUCCAGAGGGCGUGGAUAUUACGAAUAUCGCGAGAAUAAAAGGGGUCGAUCUCCUCAGCCGCCCGCAGAAGAAGACGAGGACGAUUUUGAUGACUCCCUGGUGGCCAUUGAUACAUAUAAUUGUGAUCUCCAUUUCAAAGUUGCCCGUGAUCGAUACAGUGGGUACCCUCUGACCAUCGAAGGAUUUGCUUUUCUCUGGUCAGGCGCACGAGCGACGUACGGCGUGCGGCGUGGGAGGGUGUGCUACGAGAUGAAGAUCAACGAAGAGAUCUCUGUCAAACACCUUCCUCCCACUGAACCGGAUCCUCACGUCGUGCGGAUUGGCUGGUCACUGGAUUCAUGUAGCACUCAGUUAGGGGAAGAGGCUUUCUCCUAUGGCUACGGAGGCACUGCAAAGAAAUCCAGUAAUUGCAAGUUCGAAAAUUACGGCGAAACCUUUACUGAGAAUGACGUCAUCACUUGUCUUGUGGACUUUGAGUGUGGCGACGACGUGGAAAUCUCCUUCAUGAAGAAUGGGAAAUGGCUCGGGGUGGCCUAUCAGCUACGGAAGGAGAAUUUGGGGGGCCAGGCCCUGUUCCCUCAUGUGCUGGCGAAGAACUGCGCCAUCGAAUUCAACUUUGGCCAAAGGGAAGACACUUUCUUUCCGGUCCCACCGGGAUUCACCUUCAUACAGCACCUCCCCCUGUCCGAGCGAGUCCGGGGCACCAUUGGACCAAAGAGCAAAAGGGAUUGUGAAAUCUUGAUGAUGGUGGGGUUGCCUGCCGCCGGGAAGACGACGUGGGCCAUUAAGCAUGCCGCAGCCAAUCCAGGCAAGAAGUAUAAUAUUUUGGGAACAAACGCCAUUAUGGACAAAAUGAGGGUAAUGGGACUCCGACGGCAGCGCAAUUACGCCGGCCGCUGGGACGUUCUCAUCCAGCAAGCGACACAGUGCCUGAACCGCCUAAUCCAGAUUGCAGCGCGGAAGAAGCGGAAUUACAUUCUGGAUCAGACAAAUGUUUAUGGAUCUGCCCAGAGACGAAAAAUGCGUCCUUUUGAAGGUUUUCAACGCAAAGCCAUCAUAAUUUGUCCCACGGACGAGGAUUUAAACGACCGGACAAUAAAACGCACGGACGAGGAGGGGAAGGAUGUGCCUGAUCACGCAGUGUUAGAAAUGAAAGCGAACUUUGCCCUGCCGGAAGCCGGCGAUUUCCUUGACUCGGUGGUUUACAUCGAGGAGCAGCAGGAGGAGGCAGAGAAGCUGGUGAGGCAGUACAACGACGAAGGGAAGAAAGCAGGCCCGCCCCCCGAAAAACGGUUUGACAGCUGGGGCGGCGGCGGAGGUGGCGGCGGUUUCCGUGGCCGAGGAGGCGGCGGCGGCGGAGGAGGAUUUCAGCGCUUUGACAAUCGAGGCCCGCCAGUGGGCAACCGGGGCGGCUUCCAGAACCGAGGAGGAGGAGGAGGUGGCGGCGGCGGUGGUGGCGGCGGCGGAGGAGGAGGCGGCUACAGAGGCAGCGGUGGAGGAGGAGGAGGAGGAGGAGGAGGAGGAGGAAUCGGGGUUGGCUUCAACCGAGGCGGCUACAACCAAAGCCGCUGGGGCAGCGGGAACCGAGACAACAACAACAACAACACCCGAGGCAGUUACAAUCAGAACAACCAACAGCAGAGCAGCUACAGCCCAGCGCGUGAGCAGAAUCCUUACAAGAGCAGUAGCUUGGCCCCUGCUCCUCCAGCCCUGAGCCCGGCCACCAACCCCCCUGCGGGGUCGUACAAUCAAGGACCACAGCAGAGCUACAACCAGCCCUACAGCCCCCCUUCCAGCUACAGCCAGGGGGCCUACACCGCUCCCAGCUACAACUAUGGAACGUACGGCAGUUACAGCCAAAGUUACACCCAGCCUCCGCCGCCUCCGCCAGCGCCUACCCCGCCAGCCUACAAUCAGCCCAACUACAAUCAGUACCAACAAUACACCCAGCAGUGGAAUCAGUACUAUCAGAACCAGAGCCAGUGGCCCCAAUACUACGGCAACUACGACUACGGGAGCUACACGGGCACCCCGCAGGGAGGCUCAAGCACACAGUGAUAGCUGGGGGGGGAGUUGUU